Messenger RNA from Corticium candelabrum, 1259 nucleotides. RefSeq names its product plasma membrane ascorbate-dependent reductase CYBRD1-like. Bases 109 to 903 code for a protein of 264 amino acids. The transcript is spliced from 5 exons. Gene Ontology annotation, molecular function: oxidoreductase activity. NCBI's taxonomy places the organism in Eukaryota, Metazoa, Porifera, Homoscleromorpha, Homosclerophorida, Plakinidae. The record is from RefSeq and is a predicted model, not a curated record.
AUAGAUCGUGGGAGGGACUAGCCUUCGCGGCACUGUCAACUGCAGUGCACGUGUACAUCAGUUACCGUGUGGCGUGAUCCGAGGAGUGCACGUGCUGUCAUUCCAACGAUGAAGUACGACAGUAUUGUUAGAGAGAAGACACCCGAACCAGACACAGUAGACUAUCAUCUCUGGCUGCUGGCAGCUGCUGCCGAAAUUUUGCUCGUUUUACUCGUUCUGCCUCUGCUACUCGUCUACACCAUCUAUUUUCACGACGGCUUCGCGUGGGAUGCUAGCGAGCCAUACUACACUAUGUUCAACGUGCACCCUUUGUGCAUGGUGAUCGGCUUCAUCAUCCUCUACUCACAAGGUGUGUUGACUUAUCGAGUGUUGAGGAAACUUCCAAAAUUCGCUGCCAAAGUCAUCCAUGCAGCUCUUAUGCUCAGUGUCUUGGUUUUUGCCGUAGUUGGUCUUGUUGCCGUCUUCAAAUUUCACAACAAGCAAAACAUGCCAAAUCUGUAUUCACUACACAGCUGGUUAGGAUUGACAACAGUCAUCCUUUUUGGAUUUCAGUAUCUUGCUGGGUUCACGCUCUACUUGCUGCCAUUGCCAUUUAUUCCACAGUUCUAUCGCGAUUAUUCAAAGUCAAGUCAUCGCACACUUGGUCUUGUGAUCUAUAUACUUGCCACCGUGUGUGUUCUGACUGGACUCCAAGAGAAAAUAGGAUUUGGUUUGGAAUACUCUAAGCACAAUUGUAAAGUUCGAAGCACAACAAAUAGUACGUGCGUUACUGAGUACAAGUAUCAAGACAAGCCGCCGGAAGGAAUUGUCCUGAAUGUUUUGGGUUUCAGUAUCUGUUUUUCGGCGAUUCUUGUGGUAGCAAUUGCAAUACAAUCAAGUUGGAGGAGACAACCAGAUAACUGAAGAUUUGAAGUGACAAGAGUAGAACUUCAACUGAAACUUGUCAGUACAGCAAUGUACUGCCUAGAAAUUUUAGAAAAUGAGAGAACUCCUAGAGUUUAGUGAGAUUAGAAGCACAAAUGAGCACGAAUGAUAGAAUACAUGCACAGCACAGCCUGAAUGUGCAAUAGUCUGUUGAGUUAUGAAAUUAUGACACAAUGAUACACUGAAUUUGCAACACAAACCAAUCGUAAGUUCAAUAUAUAUGCUGUUCAGCUGUUUGCAUUUUUGUACAGAUGAUUAAAGUUACACAUUCUGCUCAUGAUUUUUUGUCAAUUUAGGAAAGACAGAUAAAACCCUAACUUAUCAGCACAGGUCUU